Molecule: messenger RNA, 483 nt
Organism: Plasmodium fragile
Lineage: Eukaryota; Apicomplexa; Aconoidasida; Haemosporida; Plasmodiidae
Exons: 2
Coding region: 1-483 (160 amino acids)
Source: RefSeq, a predicted model, not a curated record
AUGGACUCAUCAUGGGGUAAUUUAACAAGCCAUUAUGACACCACGGAUGUAAUUUCAACCCUAUCUUUGAGUGAUCGAUCGGACUCAGCUAAACUGGAUCCACUCAAUUUUUACGACUGUCAUUUUACGGGUAGUCCGGUGAAGAACACUUUGUUCGACGACAUGCACAGAAAUUUAAAAUCCAAUGUCAAAGUAAAGAAGCCGCAGCACAAAAAGAAGACAAUUCAGGAUAUAACUGCACCACAAGCCAUCUUGACUUCGCUCUGUUUACCAACCCCAUUCAUCUCUGCGGCGUUCAUGGGCUCGUUUGGACCUUUCAUACUGUUUACUAUUAUAUAUUUGUGCGUGCUACUGAGAUUCUGCCGCUCCAAGACAGGGAAAUGUGUACUGGAUAAAAUUUGGAAGAAGAAGGAGAAGGAGGAAGCUCCCACAGAAACGCAAAAAAACGAAGGAAAAGUAAAUAAGGAAUCGAAGAAGACGUAA